AGAAACGCGUAAAGCAUUGGUUAAAAUGUAACCAGACUUGAUGUAUUUUAAGAGGGAGGGGCCACAUACAUGAACAAAAGUCAAGGCAGAAUUAGGAGCAGCGCAGACAGCAGAAAACCCUUACCCACAGAAGAAGAGACUAACCUAAACAGCAAGAUGGUUCCAGUGUUGAUGUUCUUCAUGGCUGCGCUGGUAGCUGCAGAUGAGACAUUAACUGAGAUCUCAGCUCCAGCGGAGUCUGUCUCUCCCUCUGUGGUGCACUGUGACACUUACACAUACUGUCCCGAUGGAACAACAUGCUGUCGUAGUCCUUACGGCCAGUGGUUCUGCUGUCCAUUCUCUAUGGGUCAGUGCUGCAGAGAUGGAAUUCAUUGCUGUCAACAUGGCUAUCAUUGCGAUUCUACAUCAACCCGUUGUUUGAGAGGGUGGAUGGAUCUGCCAUCUUCCGUCCAGGCGGCUUCCAAAGCGAACCAGAAAACUGAGUUUGUGCUCCUGGAUAAGGAUCUUGAAAGGCAGAAUCAGGCUGAGAUUGUACAGUGUGAUGGAAAUGUCUACUGCUCAGCUGAGAAGUUCUGCUGCAAGACCCGAGAUGGCCAGUGGGGGUGCUGCAGAGGACCAUUCCUGUAAGGACAGUAAACAACCCGUGACCAUAUUCACCUGUUACCACAGAUUACCCCAAUAGACGUGAUAUAAUGUGAUGAACACAAAAAUUAUAAACCAAAUUGUCAAUAAAUAAAUAAACUUUU
This is a messenger RNA of Triplophysa dalaica, 746 nucleotides long. It is a transcript of the gene grna.1, whose product is annotated as granulin a, tandem duplicate 1. The record is from RefSeq and is a predicted model, not a curated record. The coding region runs from base 70 to 627 and encodes 185 amino acids. Lineage: Eukaryota; Metazoa; Chordata; Actinopteri; Cypriniformes; Nemacheilidae. Gene Ontology annotation, cellular component: extracellular region. The transcript is spliced from 5 exons.